GUUAGUCUCCGGCGAGUUGUUGCCUGGGCUGGACGUGGUUUUGUCUGCUGCGCCCGCUCUUCGCGCUCUCGUUUCAUUUUCUGCAGCGCGCCAGCAGGAUGGCCCACAAGCAGAUCUACUACUCGGACAAGUACUUCGACGAACACUACGAGUACCGGCAUGUUAUGUUACCCAGAGAACUUUCCAAACAAGUACCUAAAACUCAUCUGAUGUCUGAAGAGGAGUGGAGGAGACUUGGUGUCCAACAGAGUCUAGGCUGGGUUCAUUACAUGAUUCAUGAGCCAGAACCACAUAUUCUUCUCUUUAGACGACCUCUUCCAAAAGAUCAACAAAAAUGAAGUUUAUCUGGGGAUCGUCAAAUCUUUUUCAAAUUUAAUGUAUAUGUGUAUAUAAGGUAGUAUUCAGUGAAUACUUGAGAAAUGUACAAAUCUUUCAUCCAUACCUGUGCAUGAGCUGUAUUCUUCACAGCAACAGAGCUCAGUUAAAUGCAACUGCAAGUAGGUUACUGUAAGAUGUUUAAGAUAAAAGUUCUUCCAGUCAGUUUUUCUCUUAAGUGCCUGUUUGAGUUUACUGAAACAGUUUACUUUUGUUCAAUAAAGUUUGUAUGUUGCAUUUA
This is a messenger RNA of Homo sapiens (human), 616 nucleotides long. RefSeq names its product CDC28 protein kinase regulatory subunit 2 (gene CKS2). Gene Ontology annotation, molecular function: cyclin-dependent protein serine/threonine kinase regulator activity; chromatin binding. The transcript is spliced from 3 exons. Lineage: Eukaryota; Metazoa; Chordata; Mammalia; Primates; Hominidae. The coding region runs from base 99 to 338 and encodes 79 amino acids. The record is from RefSeq and is marked reviewed.